AUGAGAAUUAUUGAUAACCAAUUCGAUCUCUAUCUAUCUAUCUAUCUAUCUAUCUAUCUAUCUAUCUUUUUGCACCUCCAUAUAACUGAAUCUAUUCACAUCUAUCUAUCUAUCUAUCUAUCUAUCUAUCUAUAUCAAUCUGUUCACAUCUAUCUAUCUACCUUGCUCUUCGGAUCUCAUGACGUCGGCACAUACCAUCCACCAAGGUCCAGUUCCAGUCUCAUUGACAUUGAUGCAAUCGCCGUAGCAGCGGGAGUAACCACAACCACCACCACAGUUUCCUUAGCAGCCGUAGCGCAGAUUCAUCGUUCGCCCACUUUUUGUCCGCUGAAUGGCACUUUUUCUUUAACUAUCUGUCUGUCUCUCUUUCUCUAUCUAUCUAUCUAUCUAUCUAUCUAUCUAUCUAUCUAUCUAUCUAUCUAUCUAUUGAUGUUCAUAUCUAUCUAUCUAUCUAUCUAUCUAUCUAUCUAUCUAUCUAUCUACUCCCCACCAUCACACAAUUAG
This is a messenger RNA of Acanthosepion pharaonis, 504 nucleotides long. Lineage: Eukaryota; Metazoa; Mollusca; Cephalopoda; Sepiida; Sepiidae. The record is from the annotation of a GenBank genome assembly.